Messenger RNA from Soboliphyme baturini, 825 nucleotides. The record is from the annotation of a GenBank genome assembly. Lineage: Eukaryota; Metazoa; Nematoda; Enoplea; Dioctophymatida; Soboliphymatidae.
AUGCAUCAGCACGGGUUCUAUUCGACAAAGGAUACUUACAUAGGGUUCAUCGGCUACUGUAUGAAGCAUAAACAAAAUCUUGCUUACAAUUUCGCUUUUUUAUACACUUAUCCAGCAAGUUUGGAGAAUGACGAAGUUGAUGUUGAUGUGGACGAAGACGAUGUUGACCUUAUGCAGAAACUGAAUUUGAAAUCGCAAGAAACGGUGGCCGGCGUGUUGCCGAUCACCACCGAUUACCGCAUCAAAGCGUCAAAGUUUCGGAUCUGACCUGACAACUGGGGAACCAAUUUUCCUGCAGCUCUGGGAAAGAAGCAAUCUCCCAUCGAUAUUUGCACUGCAGAGACAGUCUUUGAUGAGACGUUGCAAAAAAAUCCUCUGACGUUUAACUACUUUCCUAGCGACUGUCUCACAAUUCGAAAUCUUGGAACGACAUGGCAGAUCAAACUUAAAAAUGACGCUCAGUCAAGAAUCGAGGGACCACAACUAGGUGAUGCGUACGCAUUGGACCAAGUCCACUGCCACUGGGGAAUGACUCCAGACAAAGGCUCUGAGCAUACGGUUAAUGGUGCUGCAUUCGCCGGAGAGGUGCAUCUUGUUCAUCGACACGUGAAAAUGAACAGUCGUGACAAGCCGUUGCAGGAUGAUGAGGGCUAUGCGGUAUUGGCUGUGUUUCUUAAAGAAACCGAUGAAGACAAUCCUGUGCUGCAGCCGCUGAUUGAACUAAUCGCAUGCAUCAAACAUAAGAACGACUUUGAAUCGUUUCCUACCGAGGGCUACGAUUUAACCCAUCUGAUUCCGGGUAGGUAUUGCAGAAAACAUGUCUAG